Carlito syrichta (Philippine tarsier) is the source of this 2542-nucleotide messenger RNA. RefSeq names its product chloride voltage-gated channel Ka (gene CLCNKA). The record is from RefSeq and is a predicted model, not a curated record. The coding region runs from base 59 to 2122 and encodes 687 amino acids. Gene Ontology annotation, cellular component: membrane. Gene Ontology annotation, biological process: transmembrane transport; chloride transport. Gene Ontology annotation, molecular function: voltage-gated chloride channel activity. The transcript is spliced from 20 exons. Lineage: Eukaryota; Metazoa; Chordata; Mammalia; Primates; Tarsiidae.
GGAGGCUCUGUGAGAGGCGUGCCAGCCGCGGUUGCAGCAGGAGGGCUGACAGGGCCUGAUGGAGGAGCUGGUGGGGCUGCGUGAGGGCUCCUCAGGGGACCCUGUGACUCUGCAGGAGCUGUGGGGCCCGUGUCCCCGCAUCCGCCGAGGCAUCCGAGGUGGCCUGGAGUGGCUGAAGCAGAAGCUGUUCCGCGUGGGCGAGGACUGGUACUUUCUGAUGACCCUCGGAGUGCUCAUGGCCCUGAUCAGCUACACCAUGAACUUCGCCAUUGGGCGUGUGGUCCGAGCGCACAAGUGGCUGUACCGGGAGAUCGGGGACAGCCACCUGCUCCGGUACCUGUCCUGGACCGUGUUCCCCGUGGCUCUUGUCUCCUUCUCCUCCGGCUUCUCCCAGAGCAUCACACCCUUCUCUGGAGGUUCUGGAAUCCCGGAGCUGAAGACCAUCCUGUCAGGUGUGGUCCUGGAUGACUACCUGGACAUCAAGAACUUUGGGGCCAAGGUGGUGGGCCUUUCCUGCACGCUGGCCUCUGGCAGCACCAUCUUCCUGGGCAAAGUGGGCCCCUUUGUGCACCUGUCUGUCAUGAUCGCCGCCUACCUGGGCCGCGUGCGCACCAAGACCGUCGGGGAGCCUGAGAACAAGAUCAAGCAAAACGAAAUGCUGGUGGCAGCCGCGGCGGUGGGUGUGGCCACGGUCUUCGCAGCACCCUUCAGUGGCGUCCUGUUCAGCAUCGAGGUCAUGUCUUCCCACUUCUCUGUGUGGGACUACUGGAGGGGCUUCUUCGCUGCCACCUGCGGGGCCUUCAUGUUCCGGCUCCUGGCGGUCUUCAACAGCGAGCAGGAGACCAUCACCUCCCUCUACAAGACCAGUUUCCGAGUGGACGUGCCCUUCGACCUGCCAGAGAUCUUCUUUUUUGUGGCACUGGGGGGUAUCUGUGGCAUCGCGAGCUGCGCCUAUCUCUUCUGUCAGCGGACCUUCCUCGGCUUCGUCAAGACCAAUCGGUUCAGCUCCAAACUGCUGGCCACCAGCAAGCCUCUGUACUCCGCCCUGGCCGCCUUGGUUCUUGCCUCCAACACUUACCCACCUGGCGCGGGCCGCUUCCUGGCUUCUCGGCUGUCCAUGAAGGAGCAUCUGGACACUCUCUUUGACAACCGCUCCUGGGCGCUGAUGACUCGGAACUCGUCCCCACCCUGGCCCGAGGAGCCCGACCCGCAGAACCUGUGGCUGGAGUGGUACCACCCGCGGUUCACUGUCUUUGGGACGCUCGCCUUCUUCCUGGUUAUGAAGUUCUGGAUGCUGAUCCUGGCCACCACCAUCCCCAUCCCUGCUGGAUACUUCAUGCCCAUUUUUAUCUUUGGAGCCGCCAUCGGGCGCCUCUUGGGGGAGGCCCUCUCUGUCGCCUUCCCCGAAGGCAUCGUGGCCGGAGGGGUCGUCAAUCCCAUCAUGCCUGGGGGGUAUGCCCUGGCAGGGGCUGCAGCCUUCUCGGGGGCAGUGACACACACCAUCUCCACGGCCCUGCUGGCCUUUGAGCUGACUGGUCAGAUCGUGCACGCACUGCCCGUGCUGAUGGCGGUGCUGGCCGCCAAUGCCAUCGCCCAGAACUGCCAGCCCUCUUUCUACGACGGCACCAUCAUCGUCAAGAAGCUGCCAUACCUGCCACGGAUCCUGGGCCGCAACAUCGGCUCCCACCGCGUGAUUGUGGAGCACUUCAUGAACGGCGCUGUCACCACGCUGGCCAAGGACACGCCGCUGGAGGAGGUGGCUGAGGUCGUGACCUCCACAGAUGUGGCCGAGUACGCCUUGGUGGAGAGCACAGAGUCUCAGAUCCUCGUGGGCAUCGUGCGGAGGGCUCAGUUGGUGCAGGCCCUCCAGGCUGGGCCUCCUUCCUGGGCUCCAGGACAGCAGCGCUGUCUCCAGGACGUCUUAAUGGGGGGCUGCCCGACGGAGCCGGUGACCCUGCAGCUGUCCCCAGAGACCUCCCUGCAUCAGGCACACAACCUCUUUGAGCUGUUGAACCUUCAGUCGCUCUUCGUGACGUCGCGGGGCAGAGCUGUGGGCUUCGUGUCCUGGGUGGAGAUGAAGAAGGCAAUCUCCAACCUGGCAAAUCCACCAGCCCCCAAGUAAGCCAGCCCGGCGCGACGAAACAGGGCGUCCCAGCUGCCCUGGCCAGCGAGGCUGGGCAGAGACCCUGACUCCUCCCCCAUCAUGACACCGCCUCCCCCAGCCCGGCUCAGCUCCUUGGCAAAACAGGCAGCUCUAACCUUGCCCUGAAGGGGGGUCUCAUAUUCACCAUGUCCCAUCCUGGGUGGGAUAACGGCUCCUGCCUUGGAAGGCAAAUCCCACCUUGGACACAUCUCAGAGUGUGAGAUAACAAAAAACCCGUCUAGAGCAGGUGCCCAGCGAGUGGUCACCAAAUUCAUGAACAAAGAGCUUGGCGUACACUGUCACCAAGGGCAGACACAUGCUGUCUGGGAGUUGUCCGACUCCCAUCCAGAGGUCCCUGAGAAAAAUAAAGCUGGUCCCCAGAGCCGUGCUCAUCCUUCA